This is a messenger RNA of Pristis pectinata (smalltooth sawfish), 5775 nucleotides long. RefSeq names its product sphingomyelin synthase 1b (gene sgms1b). The coding region runs from base 3116 to 4366 and encodes 416 amino acids. The transcript has 8 exons. Gene Ontology annotation, biological process: sphingomyelin biosynthetic process; ceramide biosynthetic process. Gene Ontology annotation, molecular function: protein binding; sphingomyelin synthase activity; ceramide cholinephosphotransferase activity. The record is from RefSeq and is a predicted model, not a curated record. NCBI's taxonomy places the organism in Eukaryota, Metazoa, Chordata, Chondrichthyes, Rhinopristiformes, Pristidae. Gene Ontology annotation, cellular component: endoplasmic reticulum membrane; Golgi membrane.
UCAUAUAUCUUUACUAGUCUGUGCAAAAUGGCUGUGAAACUGGCUUGGUCUGCUUCUGCCUGAUUCCUGUAAGAAAUGUCCCCAGAAAAAUUAUAUUUGUGAAAUUGGGUUCAGUGGUGCUACAGUCUAAGUGGAGUAGGUGCUGUUUGGAGACCAUAAUAGUACCUGAUGCUGAUACAUACUAAUGUUUUGAAGGGUGCCAGCUGCCAUUUUCGUGAAAGUUUUAGCAUAUGCAUGCAGUUGAUGUAUUCUGAAAUACACAGAGAAGGCAGAUCAUAACAUCAAUCAUUGUACUUCUUCAAUUUGAUGCCACGUUGUCAUCUUGGAAGUCGAUAUGCUAGUGCCUUUUAACUUCAUAACUGAAAAUUUGCAUACCCAGAAAAAGGGUCCACAUCAGUUCUAAUUAAAAAGACCAAGGUGAGUUGUCAGAUUAGUUGCUGGUUGUUUAUAUGGUUCUUCAAGUUUUUGGUGGUUUUUAUGGUUGAUUUAUGUUGGAAAAUUUGACUAGAAAUGGUUUAGUAAUUACUGAAGAAUCCUUUACUGACUUUAAGGCUUCUGUACAAACUAUUUGCUGCCAGAUAUUUUGCACUUAGAACAUAGCAUUUCUGCAUGAAUGAGCAGAGGGAAAGGUUGCUCUAGCUGGGAAUAGGAGGAGGUGAAUUCAGACUCUUAGCUGUUCAGGGAGCAAUGCUUGAAUGUGAACAUCAGCGAUAUAUAGAACAAUGCAGAACAAUAUUGAAGAGCAGCAAAGAAGUCCUUGAUGAAAAAUAUCACAACUGCAACUUCAGUAAAGAGAAUAGACUACAUUGCCAGUGCUGUCUAGGUGACUAUGGGAAUGAACAUUCAUGUGUCAGGCUCCUUUUGGGUUGGAGUAGGAAACAUUUGCAAUAUCUCGCAGUUUCUCAUCCAAUAUUGCAAAAGGGAGUCCUUCGAGGCUCCCUAAUCAGAUACCAGCAGAUGGAGGGAGCACAUGGGUUUGCAGGCUUCCUUAUGGUGCAGGUUGUCAUUCACUGCAUGCACAUAGCUUCAUGGAUGCCAUGUCGCAACCCUGCCUUUACUAGAAUGAAAGAGAUUCAAUUACCUCAACAUACAUGAUGAAAAACUAAUUGUUGGCAUGCUGGCAAAAAUGAUAAUGGCUUCAUUCUGCAGCAGUCCAUUGUAUCAUCUGUGUUUCAGCCAUCUGAGCAUACCAAUGGUUGUCUACAGGGCACAAGGGCUAUCCACUCGUGAAAUGGUUCAGGAUUAAUGCAUAAAUAUGAAAACCUCAUGAAAUAUGAUAGAACAGGCAUGUUGAAACAACACAUUUACUUCCUGGACUGCUCUGGAGUUGUUCUGCUGUAGUUGUUAACACCUUUCUGCCCAGGUGUAUGUGAAGAACUAAUUCAAGUUAGAUAUCAGCAAUUGCAGCCCAACUUAUCUUCCCUCUAUAGUCUUCCAUGCUGAAGUAUUUCAAGUACUCAUCUAAAUAUUUCUCAAAUGUUGUGAGAGCACCUGUUUCCACCAUCUACACCAGUAGUGAGUUCCAGGCUUCAACCACCCACUGGGUAAACAAAAACAUGUGAGUCUAUGUGUUAUCUGGGUUCACUCAGCUGAUCAUUGGUUAACUAUGUUGGUGUUAAUAUGGCAAUCACAUCAUUCUUACAGUGUGACAUCCAGAACUGCACACUGCACUCCAGCUGUGGCCUGAACAAUGUGUUAAAAUGUUGUAAAAUAACCCUUCUGCUCUUAUAUUCUAUGUACUGGCUAAUGAAGGAAGCACAGGAAGCAUCCUGUAUGCCUUCUUACCAUCUUGUGCUGCUACCUUCAGGGACCCUUGGACAUGUACAUCAAGGUCUCUCUGUUCCUUAGUAUUUUCUAGGGUCUUACCAUACAUUGUGUAUAACCUAGUUAUUGGUCUUACCAAAAUAUAACACCUCAUACAUUUUAGGAUUAAAUUCCAUCUGCCAUUUCUCUGCCCGUCUUUCCUAUGAUAAAUAACCAUCAGUAGCCGAAGACUACUCUCCUCAAUAUCUACAAACCACCAUUCUUCAUGUCAUUUGUGAACUUACUAAUAUACCUCCUACAUUCAUGUCCAGAUCAUGUAUGCAUAUAUCAAACAGCAAGCGUCUCAGCACCUCGUCUUACGUUGGCUGGCAUUUUGGUUGUCCCAAAAUUUUCGGGGCGUGUGACAUUUACCCCAGAACCAUUCAGACUUGCUCAGAGAAUCAGGUCGCCAGGUAUGUCCGUGUCAGCGUCCCGGGGGUAAGACACAGCUGUCUCAGUGUGUCGGUUCCACGCAAGCCACUAGAGGAAUAGAAGAGCUGUUGCACGUAUAAAUAUUGCACCCAUCUCCAGAGCCCGAUGAGGGGCCCCAUCUGCCUCCAAAGCUGGAAUAGCCACUGACAUGCGCGUGUCUAUCGUCAGCGUGUCAGCGGCAGGUAAUGGGAAACACAGUCUCCCCCCCCAGGGGUUGAGGAAUGCAUGUUGCCAUUCAGAGAUAUUUCACGUGUGGGACACGUGAGGGGAGCCGGCCGUCCCCUCCCCUCCCUUAAAGUUGCCUCCUUCGGCCGUGUACAGGUAGCUCGUCAGCUGACCGACCGACAGCGAACGAACGAGGGGCGAGUGCCCCGGGUGUAGGUGUCUGUGCCGCCCCUGGAUCCCGGUGGAUUGUGGGCUCGAGGAAAUCCCUUCAGUGAGGGGGGGAGGAAAAGUGAGGGGAAGGUGCAGAAGUUGGAGACAGGCUUGACCCCUGAGGAACAUAUUGCUGGCUUCUCUACCUAAUGCUGGCCUAAGAAACUUCUUGCCUGAGCCUUAAUCAUCUGGUUUUGCAAUACUCUUGAAGAGUGACAAGUCAAGUCGCCAGGUUCACUUUCCACCUCACAAAAUAAGUUUAUUGCACCCGAAAAAUGCAAGCUACUUGAGGAUCUGCUAGCUGUGAGAAAACUUCAAACCAAAUCACCAGAUAAGCUUUAUGUGCCAAAUGGGAUUCUUGAAAGAAAUUUGUUAAUGUUCUGGAGACGAUGAACAAGCCAUGGGAAGAACUGGUUUUUAACCUGGGAAGGGAAGUGAAAUUCAUCUUGAAGAUGCUGCUGCCAGUUAGUACUCGUUUUUAGUGCAUCUCAACUUUGUUACUGAAAUGAAGGAGGUGGUGGAAUGGUCAUCCAAAGAUGUGCUAGACUGGCUGACGGAGCAUGGCAUGCAAGAGUAUACUGAUGCAUUUCAGAAUAAGCUUGAUGGCCCGGGCUUAUUAAAACUGUCUCGGGAGGAUUUCCAUAGACCACCUUUGUCACUUGUUGCAUCAGACAAUGGCCAGCAACUGCUGGAGAAAAUAGAAACACUAAAGAUGGAGCAUCACAUAGAAGUGCACAAGAAUGGUCAUGCCAACGGUCAUCUUAACAUGAGUUCUCUGAAUGCCGACAGCGAGAAUGACAUCCAUAAUAAAACCAAAAGGACUGGGUUGGCAAAUGGUUACCGAAAAGAAAUGGUUCAAAUAUCGAUGCCAGAACAGGAGUGGCUUCCAUCCUCUCUAGAAUGGUGGAAGACUGGUGUGGCUUUCCUUUAUGCACUUUCCUGUUUUCUACUUACAACGGUGAUGAUCUCAGUUGUCCAUGAACGUGUGCCUCCCAAGGAGGAACAGCCACCUCUACCAGACAAAUUUUUUGACUAUUUUAACAGGGUGGAGUGGGCCUUCUCCAUCUGUGAGAUUAAUGGCAUGAUACUUGUAGGAUUAUGGUUAGUUCAGUGGGUCCUGAUGGAAUACAAAUCCAUUGUGGGCAGGAGAUUCUUCUUCAUAGUUGGCACCCUUUACCUGUACAGAUGUAUUACAAUGUAUGUGACAACACUCCCAGUGCCUGGCAUGCACUUCAGCUGCUCUCCAAAGCUGUUUGGAGAUGUGGAAGCACAGUUUAGGAGAAUUAUGAAGAUGAUAGCUGGAGGUGGGCUGUCAAUCACAGGAGCACACACCAUGUGUGGAGACUACCUGUACAGUGGGCACACUGUUAUGUUAACACUCACCUACUUAUUUAUCAAAGAAUAUUCUCCAAAAGAUUGGUGGUGGUAUCACUGGUCCUGCUGGGUUCUCAGUAUUGUUGGGGUUUUCUGCAUUCUUCUGGCACAUGACCACUACACUGUGGAUGUAGUGGUGGCAUAUUAUAUCACUACACGUCUUUUUUGGUGGUACCAUACCAUGGCCAACCAGCAAGUAUUAAAAGAAGCCUCCAAGACUAAUUUUCUAUCCCAAGUGUGGUGGUAUAAAUUCUUUCGUUUUUUGGAAAGCAACGUUCAAGGCAUUGUACCUCUUGCAUACCAUUUGCCAUUUUCCUGGCCAUCCAUAUCACAGUUCUUUGGGAAAAAAAUUAAAUACAGCAGAUUAGUGACUGAUACAUAACACUUGGUAACUUACAGGACUGUGCAAAGUGCUGAAAAAUCCCUUUGAGCUGAUGCCAUUUUGAACUUUCUGCUAAUUCAUGUAUUGCAACAUUCAUUUUUACUAAAGUGUUCCAAUUAACUGGUCAGCACUGUGAUCUUUCCAAAGGACUAUAGAACAAAAGCAGUUGACAUGCACUGUAUAAUCUUCCUUUGUUAAUUGUCUGUUUGUCUUUGAUACUUGCCAUAAACACAAAAUCACGUUCAAGAUCACGUUCAAUUGUGUUUGAUAUUAACUGCAUCAGUAGCAAUUGUCCUGUCUGCUUGUUUUAUUUAGCCUGUUUGCAAAGGUGUCUGGGAUAAAUUGUAUUUUUUCAAUCAAAUUUAUCUUCAAUAAUUCAUGCCCCAAAGACUGGGCUUAAAGCCAUUCUCUUAAAUCUUUAGCUAUAUAAACAAAAUAGUUGGUGAGUGCAAGGAUUGGGUUCUCUAUGUAUUUUAGAACCAAUGUGGCAAAAGUAACUUUUAAGUGCAAAAACAUUUUAUAAAAAUCAUUCUUGUUAUUUAUGUUAAAUGAAUGUGGCAGUGCAAAAAAACAAAUCAAAUCUUCACAGGAAUUUUCAAGUACUAAGAUGAAGUCUGCAUAAAACACUCGUAGCAAGAAUGAAAUCAGCACCGGGUGGAAGUUUUGACUGAGUUUUCUAGUGCCUUUUCUUGUCCUGAUUAUAUGGUCAGUAGGUGGUCUCAGAUAUAGUAUAUGAAAAUUCAAAAUCCUAUAUGUAUGUUACCUUGAGUAUUGAGUUAAUAAUUAACUGUUGCAGAAUUGCAAAAUGUAAGCUCAACAGUGAGCAUUCAAUUUUGUAGUGAUUGUUUCUGCACUCCAUAUCUUGAAUACUUUGAGAUAUUGGGUGCAAAAUAAAAGAUGGUAAUAUUCAAUUCACUAACUGUGGGCAUGUCCUGUUAGCUAUAUUACUGUACAAGUAAAUUAUUUUAUUAUAUAAAUGGGAAGUAUGACACAGCAAAUCUAACUGUUGGUUUUUGACUUCCUUUUUACAGAUUUUGCAUUUUUCUUAAAUAUCAAGUCAUAACAUGAAGGUGAAAUGAAUUUGUGUGCAGAGGUUAAUGUACUAGCAAAGUAUCCAUGCUCCUCUGACUUGUUGGUAAAUCAGUUGCAGAGAUACUCUAUUUCUAUAAAUUUUAUUAUAUUUGUGCAAAUAAUGCAUGUAGUCUUUAAAUCUCACCCAAAUCAGAAGUCGUGAAAAUGAAGUCUAUACUUGCCAAUGUGAGAAAUAGUUUUUUAUUGCAAAAUAUAUGAUCUCCAUUCUGUAUUUUACGUGAAAGGAAAUUCUCUUCUGUAGUUUUGUGAAUACACGAGGUGAUAUUUGUAUUGUAAAACAAUUAUGAAGGAUGAACAAUAAAAAGCUUUAAAUGUAA